AUGAUAUACGAUUUCAAUAUUCCAUACCCCAAUAAAAGCGAUGCUACUGAAUUACAACGCAUAGAAAAGAUAUUAGAUAGACUAGAUUCUUUUGAGAAUAGAAGUACCAUUGCGCUGAACUUGACAGUAGAAGGCAAUCUAUCGGACGUCAAGUCAAUUGAGCCAGUAGCAUCUCAGAAAUUCACAAAUAUGCAACAAUUAACAAGAGCAACUCUAAUGGUGGAAGACGUCAAACAAAAUUACCAACUCGCUGCAAGUUCAGCGUAUCCAAAUAUUGACAUUUUAGCUGUACGUCCUACAAACUUCGAUAUUUGCAAACACGCUUGUCAGACGUACGAAGUUGAUCUGAUCUCGCUGGAUUUGGCUAAAUCGAAAGCUCUACCUGGAUUUGUCGCAGCACAGAUGGCUGUCAAUCGUGGCAUAUUCUUUGAAGUGUGUUAUUCACAAUCAUUCAGAGAUCCAAACAAACGUUUUCUGUUCUUCAAUAAUGUUAAGAGAUUAGUCGAGGUGACCAGAGGACAUAACCUGAUAUUUUCAAGCGAGGCAAUGCGAGCAUUAGACAUUAGAAGACCUGCUGACCUUAGAAUUUUAGGAAGUAUGUUUGGGAUGACACACGAUCAAAUAGAGGCCACCGUUACAGUGAAUUAUCCAAGAUUAUUGAAGAGAGCUGAAACCAGAAGGCUCACUUACAAUGCAACCAUUGCCCUUGAUAAAUCAGAACUUUUUGCCGAAGCAGUGGCAAAAGACAAUGCUUCUUCUUCUUUGCAGAAACGUAAAAACACAGAUCAACCGCAAUCUAAAAGAGCUGCUAAGCGUAACAAACAGCAACAGAAUCAGAAUAAAUAG
Messenger RNA from Mucor velutinosus, 846 nucleotides. RefSeq lists its product as uncharacterized. Gene Ontology annotation, cellular component: nucleolar ribonuclease P complex. Gene Ontology annotation, molecular function: RNA binding. The record is from RefSeq and is a predicted model, not a curated record. Bases 1 to 846 code for a protein of 281 amino acids. NCBI's taxonomy places the organism in Eukaryota, Fungi, Mucoromycota, Mucoromycetes, Mucorales, Mucoraceae. Gene Ontology annotation, biological process: tRNA processing. The transcript has 7 exons.